Messenger RNA from Mycotypha africana, 1044 nucleotides. RefSeq lists its product as uncharacterized. The record is from RefSeq and is a predicted model, not a curated record. NCBI's taxonomy places the organism in Eukaryota, Fungi, Mucoromycota, Mucoromycetes, Mucorales, Mycotyphaceae. The coding region runs from base 1 to 1044 and encodes 347 amino acids. The transcript is spliced from 5 exons. Gene Ontology annotation, molecular function: DNA binding, bending. Gene Ontology annotation, biological process: regulation of transcription by RNA polymerase II.
AUGAGCACAACGGAUGAUAAAUCUGAUAAAAAAGUACAAGAUUAUAAAAAACGUAUCCGAGAAAUUGAAGAAGAAAAUGAACAUAUCACUGUUCAAUUAGCUAAAGCACGUCAUCAUAUAAAACGGCUACGUAUCGAAAGAAUCGUUCUAUUGGAUGAAAUUGAUGAUUUACGAAGAGGAGGUGGACGUUCUAAUGGCGUUGGCAGUCAUAUCAAAAAAUCAAAUGGUAUUCAUAGCGGUAUAGGCGGUGCAGGCGAUGAAAGUGACUCUGAAAUGUCUGUUUCCGAGUCUGUGAUGUCCGAGAGUAGAGGACCCAGUGGCAAAAAAGGCCGUGGUGCAGGAGUUGGAGGUAGUGGUGGCACUGUGGCUACUGCAAGCGGCACAUCUACUUCAACAGCACAACGCAAAAAAAGAGACCCCAACGCACCCAAAGGUCCUGGUAAUGUAUUCUUCCUUUAUUGUCGUAUGGAACGUGACAGUAUCAAAGACGAAGUUCCCAAUGAAAGUUUGGGUGAAGUUACUCGCUUAUUGGGUCAGAAAUGGAAAGCAUUGACAAAAGAACAAAAGCAGAAAUAUUACGAUCUAUACAGAAAAGAAAUGGAAGAAUACGAAACAGCCAUGAAGAGUUACACAGCAGCUGGUGGAGGAGCAGAAGGCGCCGCUGCAGUGGCCGCUGCAGCCGCUGCCCAACAACAAGAAGAAGAAAAGUUAAAGCAAGAGAUCAAGAGCAAGCAUCAUGACGGCGAGGGAGAGGAGGCUGAAGAAGACGCUGAAGAAGAGGAAGAAGAAGAAAUAGAUAUGCUUCAAGAUGAAGACGACGAAGAAAUGGGCCAUUCUGAUGAAGACUUGGCAGCAGUUCUGGCGGAUGAAGAAACGGGUUCUAUCAGUCCUAACGCGAUAUCUACCACAGCAACACAGUCCAACAAUGAUAAAGCGACUCAUUCAUCUACGACACCAAAUCCUAUCUCCAAGACACCCGGCACUAACUCUACUACUAGCACAUCCACUACAACAACUUUUACACCAACCACCUCCAGGCAAUAA